Brienomyrus brachyistius is the source of this 7148-nucleotide messenger RNA. It is a transcript of the gene gpr155a, whose product is annotated as G protein-coupled receptor 155a. Gene Ontology annotation, biological process: transmembrane transport; G protein-coupled receptor signaling pathway; cell surface receptor signaling pathway. The transcript is spliced from 16 exons. The coding region runs from base 2787 to 5303 and encodes 838 amino acids. NCBI's taxonomy places the organism in Eukaryota, Metazoa, Chordata, Actinopteri, Osteoglossiformes, Mormyridae. The record is from RefSeq and is a predicted model, not a curated record. Gene Ontology annotation, cellular component: membrane. Gene Ontology annotation, molecular function: G protein-coupled receptor activity.
UCCCCCGCUCUGGUCAGUCAGAAAGGGGGCUUGGGCUUAUGCUACUUCGGUUCCUAGGUUCGGACCCCCCGCCGUGUCACUGUGAGGGGUCUGACGUCCAUGAAUUCGCUGGUCGCGCAACGGGGAUUUUGUGUGUGUAUGUGUGCUAAAUCGCGAUUAUAAUUGUUUCAGUUACAUUAAUUGGGACAAAAUUGUUCCGAUGCCAUGGGGUUAAGAUGUGCGUCUUGCCGCUGAUGUGGGAGCUGGCGGUGGAGCAUCGCACACACCUGCGAGACGGGGCCGCCCUGGAGGUGUGAGGACGGCUUGUUAAACACCCAAAGCGGGACGUCGCAGCCUCUCUCCCACCACCGCCAUAAAUAGCUUAGAUACGUUCGAUGGUUUCAUCGUAACAGUCACCCAAAGCCGGCGACCCCGGGCCCAUAAGCCAAGUUCCGAGACUGUUAGGACUUUGGCCAUUUAUUCUACGGAAGUAUGGGGAUCACUGUUAUGUACAGUAUAUAACAAAAAGUAAGAGACGUCACCUUCAUUAAUUAACCAUAUUUCCCUAAUGAUUUUAUUGUACUAUUUCCAAAAGGUACAUGUGUGCAGGUCAACUUUGAUACUUAACUUCCAGUCGUUAUGUUAGGCGUGGGAAGAACAAGGUGAGCACUAAUUCCCAGUACAAAUCCAGACCAAGUUUUUGUUUAAACCAGCCAGUUGAGUGCUCUGUGACUGUGACUUUAUACUGGUUGGUUGAAACUAAACCUUGGUCUGGAUUUGUACUUUUGGGACUUGAACUUUCCACCCCUGCACUCUGUAAUAAAACCCCUGCCAGUCAGGACAUGAGCCUCUGGGUGUAAAGCCGCUUUAUCUGGGCUAAGUGUCAGUCAGGAACGUGCAUUCAUCGUAGUUCAGUCACCUAGUUCUUUUUCAAAAAAGUAAAUAAUUCUUGUGCUAAAUUAGUAUAGCUGCGGUUCCGGAAGUAGUUUAUGGUAAUUUAUGCAUUUUCAGAAACUGAUGAAUUUCAGCUUUUUAAAUUGUGUCUUAUCAAGGUUUAAUGAGAACCUGUUCCUUUGUAAUCUGGAUGGUUAAUAUUUGAAUGUGAAAGGCAAUACAGGUGGUAUUUACUCACUGAUGAUAAGGGGACUGGCCACUCAGUAUGAAUAAUUGGCCCAGUUAAGAGACGUGAGUCUUCAGAAGGAUGUAAGAAAGUGUUUUGAUAUUUACGUCAGUCUAAAGUGAGCACUUCACGUUUUGCUGAAUUGUUUUAUAUAAAAAGGACAGGUUUCUGAAUUUCACAUACUGAGUGGGAAGUUAAAUAAAUAUUGAGUGAAUGAGAUGCAUGGUUUGAAGUGUAGCGUGAGUGGUGAGGUAUACAUACUGGAACUUGUAGUGAUGUAAAUCAGGUUUUUCAAUGUGAUGCAUCGUGCCUGGCGCCGGAAAGUCUCUUUAUUAAACUUGUAAUUGGUGUCAGGAAGAAUACAGUUGUUACACACCAACAGCAAGCUUUGUUUUUACCGAAAAAGGAAGCUUUCUAUAUAAGACUGCACCUACCGUCCUCCCAUUCUGAUUUGUAAGAAGUUGUUGGAAUUAGGUGAGAGUUCUUGAAAUAAUUAUAUUUCGUGGUUAAUAAGUCUUGUAACGAAUGUGCCAGAAAGAUAUUAACGGUAUAAGGAAUGAGAAACAUUGUUUCUUGCAACAUUCUGCGUAGAUGGAAAAUAAACUGCUGUUUUGUUAGCCUCUAUUUCCAGAUUAGAAAGCAUCUUAACCAUUUGAGAAGUGUUUGUGCAUGUGUGUGCUCCGUAAAUGCCAUGAAUUUUGUUACCCUUCAUUCAGGCUCACAUUACAUAAUUAGGAGUCUUUGCACUAGAAUCGAUUAAAUGCAUAUACCACUUGUAAGCCAUAACCUUCUUGGAAAGGGAGUAGACAGACGUUCAGUGCUUAAAAUAGCCUAGUUAUCCAUGAAACGCUUCUACUCUUAUCAGUACUUCGGAGAUUAAAUUCUCUUUGGUUGGGGUGGGGGAGUUUAGACUUUCACCAUAUGACCAGACAGUCGCUAAUGAUUAGAUUUGUUAAUUAGCCCUAAUACAGGUAGAAUCACAAAUCCUACAGUGGUACAUUUAGACAGUGUAUCUUUCAUGCUGUUAUGAUGAUAUGGUACAUUAUGACUUCUGACUAAAAAUAGUACUGGCUUCACGAUGAACAUAAAGGCGUUGAGCAGAAAGAGGAAACAGAUGUUGAAGAAAUCUGGCUGUUAAAAACGCCCUCGCUUGUGUCUGUAAGACACCGUUCGAGACCCAGCAUGGGUCACCUGUCCUGCACGUAGCCUCCACCUCCAGGAUGUCACUCCUCUUAUCUUCAGCCACGGCUCACAGUGGCUGUUUAGAUGCUGUUCUGUUCUAUCACCCGCCAGUAUUGUUCAUAUAGUUUACUCUUUUCCUUAUAUCUCAGCUGGUCACCGGGGAAACAGACGUUGUUUGUACAGUCGGAGUUUUUGUUCAUUUGCCUAGCAGUCUUGGUAGCAGUUCACUCACGUGCUUCAAAAAUGUAUUUUUGGAUGUGGGGUCUGGGGUCUAUUAUUAGUUUUUUCCAUGUUUGGGAGACAUAGAAACCCUAAGCGCUGUUUCUAUGCUGAAAUCUAACAGUUUGAUUUUGUGGCUAACUGUGCAGUGUAGUGUUCUUGGCUCACGCUGACACAUCCUGCCUGGAGACACAUUUCGUGAGUCAUAAUUGUGCGCCAGCUAAUGUCAUCGCUCCAGCCAUCACGUGUCAGCUGUGGCCUGUGAGCAAAAACAAUCACAGCCAUCAUGGAGCCCCCCGUCGAAGUCGAGUAUGGGUCGAACGCUUCCCACAGCCUCUCCAUCUCCCCUCCUGCCAUGUCCAUCGAGAAGCUCUUCCCGGCACUGCUGGAAUGCUUCGGGAUUGUCCUGUGCGGAUACGUGGCCGGGCGCACCGACAUCAUCACAUCGACACAGGCCAAGGGGCUGGGCAAUUUCGUGUCCAAGUUCGCUCUGCCUGCACUGCUGUACAAGAACAUGGUGCUGCUGGACUUUGGCAACGUCAUCUGGUCCUUCCUCUGGAGCAUCCUCAUCGCCAAAGUGUCGGUGUUUGUCAUCGUGUGCGCGCUCACCCUAGUCAUCACCGGGCCCGAAAAUCGCUUUGGCAAAGCCGGUCUUUUCUCCAUCUUUGCCACACAGAGCAAUGACUUCGCUUUGGGCUACCCCAUCGUGGAGGCCUUGUACAAGAACACACACCCAGAAUAUCUGCAGUACAUUUACCUGGUGGCGCCAAUUUCCCUCAUGAUCCUCAACCCAAUUGGGUUCGCAUUCUGCGAGGUGCAGAAGUGGCGAACCAAUCAGGCGCACCAGCAGCAGCACAAGCUACGCAUCGUCGCCGUGGUGAUCCUGCAGGUCCUGAAGAACCCCAUUGUCUUCAUGGUGGUCGUCGGCCUGGCCUCUCACUUCCUGCUGGGCCAGACGGUCCCUACCGUCAUGCAGGAGUUCGUCGACGGCCUGGCUAACUCCUUUGGUGGUGCAGCGCUGUUCUACCUCGGCCUCUCCAUGGUGGGCCAGCUCGGGAAGUUCACUCGGUCCACUGUGGUGGCGCUGAUUCUCCUCAUCACGGCCAAGCUGCUCCUGAUGCCACUGAUCUGCCGGGACAUGGUGGAGCUGUUGGACACGGACAACGACAGUUCCCACAACCACUCCAGUCUCUCCAACUAUGCAUUCCUUUAUGGCGUUUUCCCCUCUGCCCCAAGUGUGGCUAUCUACGCCGCCCAGUACAAUAUGGAACUUGAAGUUGUGACCUCAGGAAUGGUGAUCAGCACCUUUCUCUCCGCUCCUAUUAUGUAUGUGUCUGCUUGGUUACUUACGAUCCCGUGGAUGGACCCAAAGCCUUUAGUGUCUGCUCUCCAGAACGUGAGCUUCAACAUCAGCAUCAUCAGUUUAGUGGCUCUGGUUUGGACCAUUGCUGUCAUGCUCCUCAGUAAGAAGUUCAAGAGAUUCCCGCACAUAUUCACCAUGAACCUUUUCUUGGCACAGUUUUUAGUUUGUAUCGGUAUGAUCUUGUGGAACUUCAUUGUGAAGCAAGACAACUUCAUCGGGCAGGUUCUCACCUUCACUCUCUUGUAUGGAUCCCUCUACAGCACUUACAUAUGGGCAGCACUUAUAGCUUUGGCUCUCUUUCUAAUGAAGAAGGACAACGAACUGAAGGUUCCCGUGUGGAUUUUCCCAAUUGUGGGCUGGGGAGUCCCAGCCCUGAUUGUGGGAGUCCUUCUUAUUGCUGGAGAGCGGAUGCCUGACACUAUCGACUCUGCCUUUUUCUACGGAAGAUCUCAGAUCAUUAGUACUGCCGUGGUUCAGUUCUGCGGCAUCCUGCUGGGGGGCGGCUCUCUUAUGGGCCUCAGCCGGGGCCCCCAGGAUCCAAAUUACCACGUCCUGGAGCAGGACUGCAGCUCAGGCGCCACGGAUGACGCAGCAGCAGAUCACUGUCCAGAGAAUCAGGCCAGGCCAGAAGCAGGACCCACAGAGGGCAACCUUACCAGAGAGUGCCACAUGUGUGAGUGUGUUCAGCCACAGCCAAUGCCUGACAUGAUUGUCAGCACCAACGUGAGUGACGCACCAUCUGUACAGCCAGAUCAAUGUGACGGCGCACAGUGCGAGCCUGCGACCUGCCUGCUGGCUCAGGAGGAGGUCCGCCUCCAGCAGCAGCGCGACCCCCAGGCCGCCCGACACGUUCUCCUGUGCCUGCUGCUCGUCGUCAGCCUGCUGGCGAAUCUCUCCAGCUGUCUGUGGUGGCUGUUUAACCGUGUUCCUGGUCGACUGUAUCUGGAGCUGCAGUUCUUCUGUGCUAUUGCCAAUUAUGGGCAGGGCUUUAUUUCAUUUGGUAUUUUUGGGCUGGACAAGCAUUUAAUCAUCCUACCAUUCAAAAAGAGGUUCAGCUGCCUGUGGCCAGGCAGGGGGAGGGCGGAAGAUGCCCAGGCUCCGGUAACUGAGGAGAUCAGGCUGACCUGCCUGCAGUUUGUCAGGUACCACAAGGAUCAGUGUGCCCAGGACAUUGUGCACAAGCGGAGGUGUGGAGAGAGGACCGUGGUCGCCACCUUUCUGGGCAGCGACCUGGUGGAGUGGCUGCUGAGGGCGGGCGUGGCGAGGGACCGGGGCGAGGGGCUGCGCUAUGGUACCCAGCUGCAACAGGGAGAGGUCCUCCAAGCCGUCACCCAAGAGGUCGGCUUCCUGGAUGGCGCCCGGCAUUACCGCUUCACGGAGGACUGCAGGCUGGAGAGACGAGGAGCCACACGUGGUGCUUACUUUGAGACUUGGGAUUAGCGUAUUGCAGGAAGGACCGCUGGUCUGGUAGCCGCCACGCUUAGAAUUUAACGUACGAGUUAGACUCUAGAUCACGUUUUGUUGCACGGCCUUUAUUAUUCGACACGAGAGCAACGAAACAUUUGCAUUAACAGUGUUAUUACUACACCAUAGACUGGCAUGAAAUUUAGGGGACAGAAUCAAAUGUUCUCUGCAGGUAGCAUCAGCGUUGCUGGAUGGAGAGCAACACGAUCAGUGUACGUGUGCCAAGGUGUGACACCGUUCGGAAUGAAGAGCUCAUCUGAUGCAUGAACGUCUUAAACAUGGAGAAACCGAAGCAUUUAUAAACAUGCCAUUUUGCCAGAAGGCACUAGGGGGCGCUUUUCUGGAUGCCUGGACUUCUGAGCUCUCCCACCUACAGCAGUUGCUCUCUACUGCACUCUGCAUUUUAGGAGGCCUGUACUGGACAGCUUGUCCAUCUGUUCACCACGGGCUCGAGUGGAACCGUGUCAGUGUUGACCUGGACAUCCCAUGACUCCCAUUGGCGAUUCAUAUGGUGAUGCUGCAGCAGAAUCACGCUUUUGCCCCUCCCCCUGGAUGGGGAGAAUCGGUCGCAAAUUAAUACAAGUCUCUUCCAUUUUUCUGUGUUUUUAGUAAAUUUCGGAAUUUGAUGACAGGAGAGCAAUUUAGUUCAUUUCUGUUUUUGAUUAGCCUCUCUUCUGUGUUUUAAGCUAGAGAUUUUUUUUUUCCAGAAACAGGAGGGGGAGGGGCGGGGGGUCAAACAUGUGAUGUCAUUAUUUCACGCUCAGGAAGUCAAACACGAUGCCUCUUGCAAGAGACCUCUUUAUUUCAGGUUCUAUGUCCUUCAGUUUUGUAGAGAGUUAAUAAAUGUUGCAAUAUCAUAAGUUCAGAAAUGGGAAUUGUUACAGCACCUGCACCAGGAGUGUUCUGGAUUCAAAUGGUAAUCCUGAGUUUCAGCAGGGAGUCCGCCUGCUUUGCAUAUACACUGGAACUUGCCAAAGAUGACCUCUUGUGGCAGCUUGCCUUGUGUAACUGCACUGACAAUUACACUUUACUCUCAAUGACUGACAAACUGUAAAUGCAGAUAUUUAUCUCUUUUUAAGGUGUCCUUUUUAAUAUUUAACACCUGUGUACACUGAAAUACUCAAUAGUAUUUUGAGUAAAUCUUGCCUACUUAGGAGGGAAGGUUUGCGCUGUGUUGAUAGUGUCACCCCCCCCCAGGCCCUGUGGGAUGUGCUCUUUGUCAUUUCACCGUGUUCUUUAUCAUGUACAGACUUAAUAAAAAUGAGGCACCUAUGAUAAAGUGCAACUUGGCUGUUGCAUACAACUGUAAAUUACUUAAUUCACAACAAAUAACACUUUGCAAGUCUAAAUUGUACCACAACCGUAAGUCCGGUCUUUACUAAUACAUGGCACUCAAAUGCACUGUAAGCUGGUGGAGAGACAAAAAUUUCAACAAAAAUUUCAACAAAAAUAUUCUGAAGUUAAGAUCACAUCAGGUUUUUCCUUGGGAGUUGUUUUCUGUUCCAGCCCAGUCGAAUGUCUUCACUUGAUCAUUUCUGAUGUGAAAGCUACCUUCUAUGAAAACAUAACAUACUCCUCAUGCACCCCUGCAAAAAAUAUGCAAUAAAAUGACAGAGGAGCCGCCAACUGUUUCGAUGCUUUUAUUACAACACCAGAGUAACAUGAAAAUCAUCCAUGAUCAACACACUAACCUUUCACUGUCUGUAUUAAAUCUGAUAAAAGAGGGAUUCACCUCUCAGAAUCCAUUGUUUACAAUGCAUUUUAGAUGAGUAUCUUUUGGCUGGUGGCAUUUCAAUAAAUUCUCUAUACUUCUAUGGGCAA